Molecule: messenger RNA, 2113 nt
Organism: Cryptococcus amylolentus CBS 6039
Lineage: Eukaryota; Fungi; Basidiomycota; Tremellomycetes; Tremellales; Cryptococcaceae
Exons: 8
Coding region: 1-1965 (654 amino acids)
Molecular function (GO): ATP binding; ATP hydrolysis activity
Source: RefSeq, a predicted model, not a curated record
AUGACAACCGGUUUCCGCUUACACAAAGGGGCGAUCUUUGUCAACCUUAUCCGCCGCACCUCUGCGGGACAGAACAAAAACCCAACCAUGGGGUUUUCUCAUUCGUCUCUUCCUACCUUCUUGGACGUAAUGUCGCUCCUCAUUUCCGCUCUAUCGUUCUCAAACGACCUGCAGAGUCUUCCGGUCAAGCUUGUAUCUCAGCUAUCAAAAGGCCAAACCAACCCCGAGGAGUUCAUACCUCUCAUCGUCCGUGCCGUCCUGCUCUGGUUUUUGGUGACGAGCAGCCGACGUCUGUGGGGAUACUCAACAGCAUGUGUCUCGCGAGCCAUAUUUCCAACCGUCCAUAUCAGUUCUCGAGAUCCCAGCUACGAAAUGAUCAUGGUCUGGAUCGCAAAAGACCAUGGAGCCAGGCGACAACUCCAUGACUACGAGCUGAAUACCUCUGAAGCGCGAUGGCUGAGAAGUGGCAAGCGUCAAACCGACACCAAAGGAGAGCCUUGGGCCAUGUUCGAGAUCGGUGGCAUUAUAGCUGGUGAACACACGUCUAGCUGGAGGGCGGGCGAUGUUGUUGGGCAACAAGUUCCCCUUGUGGAUGAGUCAAGUCAAAGUAUUAGAAUCAAACACAACGGCAACUAUCUGUGGAUCACCCGCCGGGUGUCGCAUAGGUUUAGCGAAGGGGCUCGCGUCGAAAUCCAGACGAUUGCUUAUAGGCCUCAUAUCAUUCAAAAUUUCAUUGCCGCUGUUAAUCAAAACUUCUACGAAAAGGAAGACAAAGAGCUGCGAAUCUUCCAUUCCAACGAUACUGACGUGGAGGGUAGGCGUAUCAAUCCAACCUGGAUGAAGCCGAUCACACGUCGUGCUCGAGAGUGGGGUUCCGUCAUCUUACCCCCUGGUAUGAAAGAAGAGAUACUUGAAGAUGUCAAGCGUUUCUUGUCGGAAAAAGAUAGGAAUUGGCACGCUUCCAGAGGUAUUCCUCACCGCAAAGGCAUGGUACUUUAUGGAGAGCCGGGGACCGGCAAAACAUCUCUUGUCACCGCUCUCGCAAGCAAGCUGAACAUUGACAUGUAUAUCGUCAACCCUGCUCAAAGAGGGAUGGAUGACGCCAAGCUAUCAACUCUGCUCCGAAACUGCCCUUCCGAGACCAUCGUCCUUAUUGAGGACAUUGACUGCAUCUUCCCUUCCGGUCGGCACAACAACGUUUCCGCCAUGCUUUCCGCCGUCGACGAGACCCCUGGCGGUGAGAUCGAUGGUCUACAGGCAGACGAUGGUGGAGAAGCAGAGGUUCAGCUUGACGGAGCAGCAUCGCAUCGUGAUGCCUUCGUCGGUGGAGGAGGACAGCCACCGUCGACCGUCACGAUUUCGGGACUUUUAAAUGCUCUUGAUGGUGUUUCAAGUCAAGAGGGAUGUGUCAUUAUUGCUACCACUAACCACCUAGAGAGACUUGACCCUGCUCUAAUCCGCGAAGGCCGCUUCGACAAUCACAUUCAUUUCACCUUCCUCAUUCCUAGACAAGCCCAUGAUCUCUACAUCCACCUUUUCCCCCUCGAAGACUUUGGCCCCCACACAGAGCGAAGCAACUUUGACAUUGUGAACGAAAAGCCUGAAAAGUCUGUCGUCAUCUUUACAGACCAAGCCGACCUUGAAAAGCAUGCGAGCGACUUUGCCGAUGCCAUCUUCUCGACCCCCAACUCUAUCAAUCUCCCGGCUGAAGAAGUUAAGUUGUCCAAGAAGAUUACCAUGGCGGCCCUGCAGAGCUACCUCACGGGUCAUAAAUAUGCCCCAAUCGAGGCUCUUGAAGGUGCGGCCAAGUGGGUUGAAGGUUACGAGGCAACGCAGCAGGAGAGGUCGCGGGUAAGACUUACUGCUGCAAGGGGCUGGGACUAUAGCCCUGUGAAGAAGACCACGCCUAAAAAGAAGGUGAAAAAGACUGUCAAGGCGGUUGAGAGCGAAGCUGAGAGUCUCUAGAAGAAUGAGUCUGUAGCGAUAGGAGGCAAUUGAGACGAAGACGAAAGUGAAAACUAGAGCAGAAAACAGUAGAGCACCGGUCCAUAUCAACAUGCCCAGACAACUACAUAUGCAUAUUUGUAGCAAAUAGAUGGUAGCCAGAUGGUAG